Messenger RNA from Hydatigera taeniaeformis, 3534 nucleotides. Lineage: Eukaryota; Metazoa; Platyhelminthes; Cestoda; Cyclophyllidea; Taeniidae. The record is from the annotation of a GenBank genome assembly.
AUGUCGAAGUCUGCUGAGGCGGAAGCGACUACGAAGUUUUUGAGGCACAAGGAAAGUCUGGUACCGGCCUUUCUAAGUGUCAAGGGUCUUGUAAAGUUGCACAUUGACUCAUUCAAUCAUUUCAUUGAAACUGAAAUCCGAAAUAUAGUCCAGGCGAACAGUCGUGUAAGUGUUCCGUCUUUUAAUUGGUGGCUGGAAUACAAUAAUGUCUACAUCAAGCCACCCAGUGUUAAUGAUGGGAGCAUUGUUGCUAGUCCUGUUACACCACAUGAUUGUCGGCUUCGUGACCUCACCUAUGCUGGUGAAAUUCUGGCUGAUAUUACCUUUACACGCCAACACGAGAUCGUUUCCAAGAAGGGAGUCUUUAUUGGACGGAUGCCAAUUAUGCUCAAAAGUUCGAGUUGUGUCUUAAAUGGGAAAUCGGCAUUUGAACUAAUGAAAAUGAAAGAAUGUCCUCUUGAUCCAGGAGGUUAUUUUAUUAUAAAUGGUAGCGAGAAAGUGAUUCUCAUGCAGGAGCAGAUGUCUAAGAACAGGAUCAUUGUCGAUGGAGAUACAAAAAAGGGGAUGGUCUGUUCUGUAACCUCUUCCUCUGCGCAAACAAAAUCAAAGACAAAUAUCUUACUAAAGGAUGGUCGUUUCUUUCUACAACACAAUUCCUUUACUACUGAUGUUCCCAUAGUAAUCUUAAUCAAAGCUAUGGGCAUAACCUCGGAUAGGGAGAUUCUGCAUUACGUCGGGUGUGAAGAAGCAAUCUGGACAAGGCUGGUCCCCUCAUUAAAACAGUGUAUCGAAGCGAAGGUGCACACAACUUUGGAGGCAUGUAAGUGGCUCCAAUCGAAGCUCCGCGCUCCCCGUUUCCGCUCCACAAAAAUAAUUUCCAUUGGCGGUAAAUCUGCCACUGAUAUAACCGAUCGUGAUGUCCAGGCGGACAUUCAGCGAAUGCUUCGAGACAUUAUCAUUACACACGUUCCAAUGAAGAAAAUGAACUUUCAGGAUCGUGUUCUCUUCCUUGGACAAAUGAUCCGCUACCUUGUUCUUCUUGCUGACGGUCAGAUACCUCCUGACGAUCGUGACUUCUAUGGCAAUAAACGAAUUGAUCUGGCUGGCUCCUUGAUUGGGCUCCUUUUUGAGGACGCCUUUAAGACUUUUAAUGAGGAUUUAUGGAUGGCCGUUUCGAAGUCAGAUACGAAACGGAGAGUCUCCCCAUUCGACAUCACCCGGCACAUUAAAACUUGGCUUAUCACUGAGCAACUGAACCGGGCCAUCUCUACGGGCAACUGGGUUAUCAAGCGUUUUCGUAUGAUGAGGCAGGGUGUUACACAAUUGGUCAGCCGUUUGUCCUAUGUAGCCGUUCUUGGACAUAUGACUCGUGUUACCAGUCUCUUCGAGAAAACCCGUAAGAUUGCAGGUCCUCGUGCCAUCCACUCGAGUCAAUGGGGUUUGGUGUGUCCCUCGGACACGCCAGAAGGAGAGGCCUGUGGUUUGGUGAAGAACGUCUCCCUCAUGUGUCACGUAACCGUUGAAGUUGACGACACUAAUCUCAUAGAACUUCUUCAGACCUACUACGUUUACACUCUUCGUGACUUUAGCUAUGCUCCGGAUGAGUAUAUCGUUUACGUCAAUGGCAAGCCAAUUGGCUUCACGAAGGAGCCAAAUGAACUUGCAGCCGUAAUCCGCGGACUGAGACGCUCGCGCUACCUUCACGAAUUCGUCUCUGUGCAUUGCAAACCAGUGCUUCGCUGUGUCCACAUUGUUAGCGAUGGUGGACGUCUGUGCAGACCUUAUAUUAUCGUCUCCAACGGAAAACCAUUGGUCACUCAGGGCAUGCUUGACGAUCUUGCAGCCAAGGUUCUGAACUGGGAAGACUUUUUGAAGAAGGGCGUGAUAGAGUACCUCGAUUCAAACGAACUCAAUGAUUGUCUAGUCGCGUUGUACGAGAAUGAUAUUACAUCCAACACUACACACUUAGAAAUUGAUCCAGCUACCAUUCUGGGUGUCGUAGCCGGUCUCAUUCCCUACCCGGACCACAAUCAAUCGCCUCGCAAUACGUAUCAGUGUGCCAUGGGUAAACAGGCCAUGGGAACCAUUGCUCUUAAUCAACAGAUUAGGGCGGUGACGAGGCGUCUGGAUGCUAAUUGUAGGUUUGACACGUUGCAGCUGCAGAUGGUAUACCCGCAGCGUCCACUGGUCCAGUCAAAGACUAUCCAGAUGCUGCACUUCGACCAAUUACCAGCGGGUCAGAACGCCAUCGUGGCGAUAAUGUCUUUUACGGGCUAUGAUGUUGAAGAUGCACUCAUUGUCAACAAGGCCUCUAUUGAUAGGGGUUUCGCACGAGCCUGCGUCUACCGGCGUGUUGGAGUGCACAUGAAGGUGUACGGCGACGCCACCUACGAUCGGCUUAUGGGACCUGUGAUCGAUCGAGAGACGGGGAAGCCGCGGCGCGAGGACGAGAUUCUUGAGGCAGAUGGCACGGCUGCAGUGGGUGCGAAGGUGCAAAAUCAACGCAUCCUCAUCAAUAAAGAGAUGCCGGUAGUUAGUAUUCCUUCAGUGGCUUCUGAAAAUGCCGGUUCGCUGAGCAUUCACUCCACUACACCAGCCAAUGCGAUUGAGUUCAAGCGAGUUCCUGCGGAUUACCGUGGCAUUGAGCCGUCGUACGUAGACAAAGUAAUGUUCGCGGCCGCUGGAGACGGUCAGGUUGCAGUAAAGGUACUUCUGCGCCAGACGCGACGGCCGGAGAUGGGUGAUAAGUUUUCCUCGCGCCACGGUCAGAAGGGAGUUGUAGGCCUCAUCGUGCCUCAGGCUGACAUGCCAGUCUCCUCCCAGGGUAUAUGCCCUGACAUAAUCAUGAACCCCCAUGGCUUCCCCAGCCGCAUGACUGUAGGAAAACUGAUGGAGCUGCUGGGUAGCAAGGCAGCCGCUAUCGAUGGUCGUCUGCGAGACGGCUCCGCUUUCUCCGGCGAUCCGGUAGAAUCGCUCGGUGAGGUGCUCAUCGAACACGGCCACCACUAUCUCGGUAAAGAGAUCCUUAUCUCUGGAGUCACAGGUGAACCCAUGGAGGCCUACAUCUACUUCGGCCCCAUCUACUAUCAACGCCUCAAGCACAUGGUUAUGGACAAGGUCCACGCGCGUUCCCGUGGUCCAGUGACAGCGUUAACACGACAGCCAACAGAGGGUCGAAGUCGGGAGGGUGGGUUGCGAGUGGGUGAGAUGGAGAGGGACUGUUUUAUCGCCUAUGGAGCCUCUCAGCUGCUCGUAGAACGUCUGCUCACUUCCAGCGAUGCCUAUGAUGCGGUGGUAUGCGAGGCUUGUGGCCUCCUGGCCUCUUCGCCCAACUGGUGUCAGUACUGCCGCAGCAGCAGUCAACGUAUUGCCACUGUGCGCAUGCCCUAUGCGUGCAAGUUGCUACUGCAAGAACUCAUGUGCAUGCGCAUCCUUCCUCGCCUUCAACUAUCUGCACCUAACGAAUCUCCUCUCGUACAGAAACUGCCGAGUUAUCCAACCUCAACUAGGAUUCAGGGUGCUUCUAAACUAUAA